This is a messenger RNA of Anas platyrhynchos (mallard), 1595 nucleotides long. It is a transcript of the gene P2RX6, whose product is annotated as purinergic receptor P2X 6. Gene Ontology annotation, cellular component: plasma membrane; cell junction. Gene Ontology annotation, biological process: calcium ion transmembrane transport; response to ATP. The record is from RefSeq and is a predicted model, not a curated record. Gene Ontology annotation, molecular function: ATP binding; extracellularly ATP-gated monoatomic cation channel activity; purinergic nucleotide receptor activity. NCBI's taxonomy places the organism in Eukaryota, Metazoa, Chordata, Aves, Anseriformes, Anatidae.
UGCUGCUGCUGCUGGUGGUGGUGGUGCUGCCAUGGCGGCGGCGCUGUGCUGCGGGCUGCUGGACUACAAGACGGAGAAAUUCGCCCUGACACGGAACCGGCGGGUCGGGCUGCUGCACCGCCUGCUGCAGCUCGCUGUCUUGGGCUACCUGCUCGGGUGGGUGCUGGUGGUGCGGAGGGGCUACCAGGACACGGACGCGGCCCCUCACGUCUCGGUCAUCACCAAGAUGAAGGGGGUCUCGGUCACACGGAGCAAGGACGCGAGCAGCCGGCUCUGGGAUGUGGUCGAUUAUGCGAGUCCUCCUCAGGGGGAAAACGUGGUUUUUCUGGUCACCAACUUCAUUGCCACAGCCAAGCAAGCCCAAGGCACCUGCCCCGAGAGCCCCUCUGUGCUAGAUGGGAUGUGCACAGAAGAUGUGGACUGUCCCGUGGGAAACCCAGUGGUUCAUGGCAAUGGGAUAAAAACUGGAAAAUGUGUGAUGUUCAACGCAACCCAUUCCACCUGUGAGAUCUAUGGCUGGUGCCCCGUGGAGAACAACACCCUGCCCAGGAAACCUCUUCUGGCUGAGGCUGAGAAUUUUACUCUUUUUAUAAAAAACACCGUCAACUUCACCAAAUUUAACUUCUCCAAGGGCAAUACUUUGCAAACCAACGACUCCACCUAUUUCAAGAGCUGCACAUACGAUCCAUUUUUCAACCCUUCCUGCCCCGUGUUCCGUAUUGGCGAUGUGGUAGAGGCAGCUGGGGAGACCUUUGGGGAUCUCGCACUGCUGGGAGGAAGCAUCAGCAUUCGCAUCGAGUGGAACUGUGACCUGGAUCAGCCCAGUGCCCGGUGCCAGCCGCAGUACUCCUUCAUCCUUGUGGACAGGAGGUACAAUUUCAGAACGGCCUCUUACUACUGGGACUCCCAGAGGCGGCCCUACCGGAGCCUGAUGAAACUCUACGGCAUCCGCUUUGACAUCUCCGUGCACGGCCAGGCUGGGAAGUUCAGCAUAAUUCCUGCUGCCGUGAGUUUUGGCACUGGCAUUGCGUUCUUCGGAGCUGCCACAGUGGUCUGUGACCUGGUUCUGCUCUAUCUGGAUACACAGGCUGACUUCUAUUGGAAGGAGAAGUUUGAGGAGGCAAAACCCCCCAAAGGUAAGACAGAGGCAGCAGCUGACCCACAGUGGGCUGACCAAGACAUCAGGAAUGCUCAGUGACGAUCACUCUUCAGUCUGGAGUGACCUCCAGGUAGAUGUGCUGGGGGCACAGCUGCAAGCCCAGUGGAUGUGACCUACUGCUGGCCUGGAUGCGCAUGGUCUGCCCUUCCUGGAGAAAUACUUGUAUCAGCAGGAGCCCUUGGCACACAGAGCAUGUGUUGGGUGUCCCCUUGGCACAACGCACAGCCAUGCACCUCCCAGGAUCGAUGGGCAUUAGCCAAGUGCAGCCAUGCCAUCGAGCUGCUGUGGGAGCUGGAGCUUGCUGGGCAGUGGCUGGUCCAUGCUCAACACAAGAGGCUUAAAGUACUUUGCGCUUCUUCCCUUCCCGGAUGGCCCUUGGGGUUGAUUUCCCAAGGAAAAACAGGGUUGCAAUGGAAUAAAGCUGUUUGGAAAGCGA